Messenger RNA from Clonostachys byssicola, 3543 nucleotides. Lineage: Eukaryota; Fungi; Ascomycota; Sordariomycetes; Hypocreales; Bionectriaceae. The record is from the annotation of a GenBank genome assembly.
AUGGAAUUCGCAGCACUACCAUCCUGGGCUGACAUGGUAGGCCAACUUGCCGGCCAUGUGCCCUCUAUGAACCGGCCUCCAUGGAGCGAAGAGGACUGGACAACAUGGGGUCAACCUUCCGCACCUUGGACGUUAUGGUUGGAACCUGCUGCUGAAGGGGAUCCAUCUUUUGUACAAUUCAAGGACGAGGGUGAUAUGGCGGACCACGUCGUAUGGGAAGGUGCCAGAGGCUACGGGAUUGUUCGACCUACAAGGCCAGUUUCACCAUUGGACAUGGAUGCACCACAAGCCAACUGGACUCUGCUUCACGACAUGAUGUUCAUUCGCAUGGAAUGUGAACAGCUUCACCCCAAGUUUUAUUCUAAGGCCAUAGACGAUGAAAUGGGACCCAUGCUAUCAGUGAAGCUUUCUGACGCUGAUGGCUGUAAUGCGACCAUUCAACUCCGAGGCAGCCAGGUCACUAACGUCCGCAGAGCAGAGUUUGGAAGGACUCUGAACAAUAUAAAGUAUGGAUUCGAAAGGCUCAUUGAUAUUAAUCAAGGCGAUUAUGAGAAACGCUUCCACAACGGCAGAGAGCGGCUGCUGAAAUAUAUCAAGACCUACGAGUCUGCUGAGACACUCGACUUCUUCGCCCCCAGCUGGGUUCCAGCGAAUCCUGAAGGCAAAGGCCCUGUCUCUUGCUCUAGGCGCCAUUUUGUAGCCGGCACUGCAGACCCCAUGGUACCAAGCGAUUUGACUACCGAAGAGUGGCCGCUUUUCGCUGCUUCUUGCUCUGUCAAGUACGACACGGUUCCUGUCCCCCUCAAAAUAAUAGGUUCGGCAAGUGAUUCAUCCUUUCGUCGUGUGCCUGGUCACAUCCAUCAUUACACUUCCUACGCAUUACGUCUGGACACAGAAGCCGAGAGGGAUAUACUGCCCCCUGAACUCACUCCCCUUGAGGAUUCCGUCGCCCGCAGAAUCGACAAGAUCUUCCGGGACGAUAUCGGUGCGUUAGAUCUGGUCGAUGAGUUGUACGCGACCCAGCUUAUGAGAUCACGCAUCGUAGCUGGAUCUCUCGCUGCUAGCAACAACAAGUUCGCGGUCGUGAACGCGGCGAACCUAUACCUCUCCAUGGUGGCUGGGCAUGUAGCGACUGCUUCUGCCUCUGCCCUAGAUCAGUUAUUCUCCAUGAACCCUACUCAGCUACAAACUCUAGUAGUCCAGCAAGAAACGCAGGUAGGCACGCUUACUCCAUCACCGAACCACCCGGGCCUCGAUUUUAAACUUCUUCCCAUUUGGGUUGUGAUCUUUGUCUGCAUCUUAAUCUCUCAUAUCGUGUGCGACGGUGCACCUAGCGGGAUACCUUGGGAUAUCUCUUCGAUCGCUGCUCGAAUAGCACUUCUUUGUCACAGCAGUCUACCAUCAGUUUACCCCGUACCGGCUGAGCCGGGCUCGAUAUUCACACUCAGACCACUACGGUUUGGAUAUUGGAAAGACAAUGGAAAGCAAGAACAGCAUUGGUGCGCUGACACUCAGCUCUACCAACCGCGCAGGCGUGGCCUGGAUCUUCCAGAAGGGUACAGAUUCAAUUCAGAUUCGACCCCAUGGUUCUUGGGCUUCACAGUCUUUGGCGUUCUCUUUCCAUGCUCAUGCAUUGCGGCUAUCUUGAGCUUUCGACACGCGCAUCGUCGCAGUGACAUUCCAUUUAACCAUUCAGAAGAACAAAGUCUAAGGGAGUUGGCCCCAUCGUACCGGCUACACUUUUCUUCAUUUCAUCCAACACCCUAUGGAGACUUGUUUUGGCUAGCAAUGUUACCACUCAGCAUCGGCUUCGCUAUCAUAUGGUAUUGGGAGUCGGUGCUGAGGUAUUAUACGAUGCGUCAGCCAUGGGCGGGACUAUACCAAGAAGGACCGAGCAAGUCUAACUUAACGUUAGACUACUGCAAUUGCUGGUUUCCGAUGCUCAAGGCUUUCCGAAAUAGACACUACAAAAUUGCAUAUUUGCAUGUAGGGUUAGCUAUCAUAGCCCUCGCCCCUUUGCUUGUGAACCACUACUUUUACUUCGAUCUCGUCCCACAACGCCUCGACUCAGUAACAACGGAUAUACACUACGAUUGGUCAUAUGACAAAGGAAUACAAAUCAACGAUACGACACUGGAUAGUAUGCAAUCUGCCUUGGCAAAAUCAGUGCUAGGAAUGACGAAUGCGAGCGCUCUCCCAAAAUGGUCAUCAUUCCAUGAAGCUCUUCUACCAGUACCACUUCCAUCCCUUGUUGGACCUGGAAAGGCUUUAAGCGAGGAAAAGAACGGAUCCUGGUCAUUAACGACCCGCAUGGUACAAGCACAGCUAAGCUGUGAAGCUGCAGUCCACGAGGCGAUCCCUGGCAGUUCUCAACACCCCCGGGUUUUGUCCGUGUCCUUUCCCAAUGGUUUGCGCGACGUGCACGGGAACACAAGUUCAUUCUUUAAUCCUUGUGGGGAUGAUUCAUCUCAAAAUCCUAGAGACCAGGUCGACGACGCUGUAUUGUGUAGUACUUGGACCUAUAGAGAAUUAGUCGAUCUGAAGAAUGAUAAGGUCGUUCCGAGAUGGAUCAUUGCGGCAUCUCAAGGCACACACACACGCACAGUAGCUCAACAGUCAGGACCAGGGCCAGCAUCCACGAGCACUGCGUGGAUCUGCGCCCCGACCUUGUGGGGUGGAAACGGGACCGCACAGUUACUUUCGUGGUCCCCAGACCAGAAUAUUGCGGACGCAUUUGUCUAUAAAUUCAAGGUUGAAGACGAAUACAUUCUCGAAAGCGACUUGGCGCGCAAUUUCAGCCAACUACUCCAAGCCACCAUUUCCGAGGAUCGGAAGGUUUUGGGAGCUAUUCGAUUGGGACAACUCGUGAGCACGGAAUCUUUUAGGGGAGAUAUUCUUUCCUAUAUGGCAUACCGCUGGGCCCUCUCACGUGGAGAACGAUUUGAUGUUGAUUUCUUCAAGGACUUUGCAUCGGUCGUCUUCUCAACAGUCUUCGCCGCCUCGGUUAGCGAGGUCAAGCUUUUUGUUGAGCCAAGUGAAAGAACAGUCGAGAUCACUCCCAUCGUUCAAGCAGCACGGCUGCGCAUACGCGGAAGUGUUUCUGUCCUAUGCAUCAUACUCCUCUGCGCUUCCGUAUUAGGGAUGUUUGUCUACGGUGUAAUCUUUUAUCACGAAAGACAAUACGUAUUUCCCUUCGCGCCAGAACCACUAGAGAACAGUUUUCACUUCCUAUACCGGAGUACGCUGCUAGACAUAUUCAAGCAGAUCAAAAACCCGGAGCUGAAGUCACUCAAACAAUUCUACAAAGCGGUUGAUCAGCUGAACCUCACGUAUUUCUUCGGCCUGCCUGUCGACGGUGAUACCUCCGACUUCAGAGUAGACGUCACCGCGGAAAUCAAACCUCGGCACUCCGAUACGGCUACGGAUCCUGAGAGACAGGGUUUACUCCACCAAGAUGAUAGUGAUAGUGACGAGGCUGAGGAUGGUGAUGAAGACGACCAUCCCGAUGAUCCUUUACCGAGCAUACAGACGAGACACGAAUAA